Molecule: messenger RNA, 2495 nt
Organism: Rana temporaria (common frog)
Lineage: Eukaryota; Metazoa; Chordata; Amphibia; Anura; Ranidae
Gene: PSMD3
Product: proteasome 26S subunit, non-ATPase 3
Exons: 12
Coding region: 75-1583 (502 amino acids)
Biological process (GO): ubiquitin-dependent protein catabolic process; regulation of protein catabolic process
Cellular component (GO): proteasome regulatory particle, lid subcomplex; proteasome complex
Molecular function (GO): enzyme regulator activity; protein binding
Source: RefSeq, a predicted model, not a curated record
UCCGAGCCAGAGAUUUGCUAGUCAUUCCCGGACCGGAAGCGGAAAGCGAGCUCUGCAGGCACCGGGUGGUCAGGAUGAAGGAGGCUACGGCAAAAAAACGGGAACCGGAGGAUGUGGAAAUGAAAGAGGAAGAGCCGGCGGCCGGGAGCAGCACCGGAGAGGGAGGGAAGAAGGAGCUGGACAGUGUCACCCUGGAGGAUAUUAAGGAGCAUGUGAAGCAGAUAGAGAAGGCAGUGUCUGGAAAAGAGCCAAGAUUUGUUCUUCGUGCACUGAGAGCGCUGCCAUCCACAUCCCGUCGUUUGAACCCCAAUGUCCUGCACAAAGCGAUUAAUGGCUUUUUCACCUCCAAUGCUACCACCCGUGACUGGAUGCUGAGCUUCUUGGAGGAGAUGAUGGAUACAGAGGGAGAUUUACAGUUCAGACCAAGAACAGGAAAGGCUGCCUCGGCCCCUUUGCUCCCAGAGGUAGAAGCUUACCUGCAGCUUCUUCUGGUGAUAUAUCUGAUGAACAGCAAACACUACACAGAGGCGCAGAAGGUGUCAGAUGACUUGAUGCAGAAAAUCAGCACUCAGAAUCGACGAGCUCUGGAUCUCGUAGUAGCAAAAUGUUAUUACUACCACUCUCGCAGCUAUGAGUUCCUCAACAAGCUAGAUGUUGUCAGAAGCUUCCUGCAUGCAAGACUGCGCACAGCCACACUCAGGCAUGAUGCUGAUGGACAGGCUACACUGCUCAACCUUCUUCUUAGAAACUACUUACAUUACAACCUGUAUGAUCAGGCGGAAAAACUGGUGUCCAAAUCGGUAUUUCCUGAGCUGGCUAACAACAACGAGUGGGCUCGCUAUUUGUACUACACAGGUCGGAUUAAGGCUAUUCAGUUGGAAUACACUGAAGCCAGAAGGACUCUGACUAAUGCUUUGAGGAAAGCCCCUCAGCACACAGCGGUGGGCUUCAAACAGACGGUCCACAAGCUUUUGAUUGUGGUAGAACUUCUACUAGGUGAAAUCCCAGAUCGUCUCCAAUUCAGACAGCAUUCGUUAAAGAGGUCCCUUAUGCCUUAUUUCCUCCUUACCCAAGCUGUCCGUACAGGCAAUCUGUCCAAGUUUAAUCAGGUGCUUGAGCAGUUUUGUGAGAAGUUCCAGACAGAUGGAACGUACACACUUAUCAUCCGACUGAGGCAUAAUGUCAUCAAGACAGGUGUGCGUAUGAUCAGCCUAUCAUAUUCCAGGAUCUCUCUGCCUGACAUUGCCCAGAAGCUCCAGCUUGACAGUCCUGAGGAUGCUGAAUUCAUAGUUGCUAAGGCAAUCCGUGAUGGAGUCAUUGAAGCCAGUAUUAACCAUGAAAAGGGUUAUGUCCAAUCUAAGGAGAUGACUGACAUUUAUUCCACACGGGAGCCCCAGCUGGCUUUCCACCAACGCAUUUCCUUCUGUUUAGACAUUCACAAUAUGUCCGUCAAGGCUAUGCGAUUCCCUCCCAAGUCAUACAACAAAGAUUUGGAGUCGGCAGAGGAGCGGCGUGAGCGGGAACAGCAGGAUUUAGAAUUUGCUAAAGAAAUGGCCGAAGAUGAUGACGAUGGCUUCCCGUGACCUUGACUUUACCCACCCUCACUUUGUUCUGUUUAUAUUAGGGUUUAUUUUUUUUUCUCCGGUUUUGGUUUCAAGCCCUUCCUGGUACACCCCUCGUCCUUUCCCCUCCACGUUGGCCAUUUUUUAAACAGUCAUAAGCAUACAUCCGUGCAGCAGAGAACUGGAAGGUUUCUCCAGCAGGCUUUGAAGCAACGGACUGCAUCUUCUAUUAUGAUGUAUUUAUGAACUCUUCCUAACUGGCACCCCUCUACUGUGCCUCCCAUUAUAGAUUUAUUUUCCUUGUCUCGGCCUUUGAGAUUGUCCACACUGAUGUCAUCCUACAGUGUUUUACUUUAUACACCACCCUUGGAUAACCAGCAGCCCCUUUCUAGGAACUUCCAACUGUCUGUGCACACCUUGCCUGGGUGUUGGCCGUGGUAGUGUUCCAAGGAAUGGAGGGUCAUGGGUUACCCAGAUGUGGUCAAAACCAGUGUUUUUUUUUUCUUAUUUUUUUUUUCUUAACUCCUGUACCCUCAAAAUCAUGUUUUUAGUGUUUCGUUACUCUCGCACAAGUGCUUCAACUGUACAGAUGGCUGAACUGGUGAUUUUUCACAGCCAUGCUCACUGUGGGAAAUUCUCCAAACAUGACCAGUUGGGGGUACUGCAGAAUUAGAGCCGAGAACCACUGUUGUUCUACAAUAGGUCACAAAAACAUUUUGGCCUAAUGAGUUUUGCAUUUUCUGCCAAUAGUUUUAAUACUCACACUUCAGCUGUAAAGAAGUGUAAUAUACAAUGACCCGGAGUCAUAAAGUUCCACUUAAGAUCUUGUACAUCUGAUUAUUUUUUUGUUACUGAUCAAGACUGUAAGGUGAUGACAUGCAUCAAGUUUUGUUCGGCUCUUUACUAACUCAUUAAAGGCUGUUUGUAACCAAA